Messenger RNA from Astrephomene gubernaculifera, 406 nucleotides. NCBI's taxonomy places the organism in Eukaryota, Viridiplantae, Chlorophyta, Chlorophyceae, Chlamydomonadales, Astrephomenaceae. The record is from the annotation of a GenBank genome assembly.
GUAUUUUGCUUAGAUCCUGCAGGUCUGCACGCCAGAUACACUAGACGUCAUGAAUUCUGAUAAUACAAACGGUGGCCUAUCUGGUACCUCACCGCAGCCUCUUGAAUCGGACAAGCUCCAGAUCUUGCAAUUGCAGUGCAUUAUUGACGCGAAAGACCGGGAAAUACAGCUUUUACGAGCGCGGAUUUCGGGCCAGGAGGUCUCAGAGGACGCUGAAGAGCUGCACGCUGAUAUUGCGCGCCUGCGGACGGAGGUUAAGCGCCUUAGCGAGGAGAAUGCUGCCCUGCGCUCCCGGGGUUUCACAGGGACCAUUUCCGAAGCCCCAGGCGAGGACCAGCAGCAGCCCGCCAUCAGCCUGAACUCCGGCGGAGCGGGCCUCGCCAGCCCUGGACGUCUAUCCAAGGAG